UCAUAUCUGUCAUUUUGAGUUGGCAAAUCUAAGCAGUUGUUUAUUGAAAAAAACAGAAACAUAAACAUAAUAUUACCUCUUAAAAUUUACGAUUUGUAUUGUUAACUUCUUCAGGAUGUUGAAGAGCAGUGGCUUCACAGCUUUUUAUCAAGAUGCACCAAAUCAAUGCUUGUUUGAAGUCAAGACCAAAGACCCACGACUGAACCUUGGUCUCGUCUCUUUUAUACCCACGUUUGAGCUGGAAAGCGAUUUGAAUUCAAACUAUGCAACGAGCACAAACGAAUUUGAAAUGGACUUUUCAUUGCCCUCGCAUCGGUUUAAUGAUUUUGCGGCACCUGCUAGCAAGCUCAAUGUACUGCCAGAGAAGUUGGACUUUUCAGAACUCUUGUCAUUUCAAAGUGAAACGAGCUCGUAUCCAAGGGAGCCAUCAAUCAAAGAGUUUUGUCCGCCCGUCGAUGUCAUGCAAAUGGAAAGUCAAUUGAUACCCAUCCCAGAGGAGCAGCUGAAAACUGACGAGUCAAGUGAAAUUCUUGCUAUCGAUGUAAACGAAACUCAACCAGUUUUGGCAUCAAAGUUGGGAAUAUUUAGCGAGUUCCUGAAAAGUAAUUCUCAUAGUCUUGUAGUUGAUGUCAAGCACAACGGAGUCAAGCUAAGACCUCAAGAUGCUAUCAAGAGAAAUGUUUCAACGGAUUACUUGAUGAUGAUUAAGAAGGAAAUGCAAGAGGAUUUGCCUGAAGCGGCUAUUCAAACAUCUAUUUUGGCUUCCUAUUAUAACACAAAAGACAAAAAUACGCUCCCUCCUGCAACUUUUAAUGCCUGCCAGUAUGCGAGCAUAAAGAAUGAAUCAGAAGAGGCGAAAAACUCAACUUUAAAAGAGAAUUCUUUAUCAGCUUCAGUUAAAAAGACUUGCAGCUCAACAAUCCCGAUGGAAAAAUUGGAAUGUAACAAGAAAAUUGCCAAGAAAAAUACUCGCAACAUCGUUGGAGCCAUUGAAAUUCAAGAAACUGGAGUUCAAAUAUUUCGCAAGCCAACAAAGCUCUUCACUUUCGAAAACUUAAGAGACUGGAAGAAAAAGGGUGAAGGACAGAUUGAGAUUUGGAAAUUGCAACAAUCUGAUGACGAAAUCUAUUAUAUGCUGCUGUGGGACAAGUGUACGCAAAAGUUGCUCAUUCAUAUGCGGCUGGACAGCAAGUGGAGCAUCGAUUAUUUGACCAACAGCACCAAUAGCUGCCGUUGGUCGCACUACAAUUAUGCUCAGGGUCCGGAGGGAGUGCGGGAACGUUUUGCGUGUCGCUUCAGAGAUUCGAAUGUGGCAGCCCAAUUUAUUGAUAUCGUGGGCAAAUGCACAGCCAAUUCAAACUUGCAUUGAGCAUCAUAUAUUUGUUUUAUUUAUCUUAAAACGCACAUUAAGCUAAUUACUGAUGAGACCUGACGCAAAAUUGAUAAUCAAGAAAUGUGUAUUUGAAUUGUUAUGCACAUUUUAAGGCUCCUUAUACUACAAAUAAUAUUUCAUUUAGACAUUUUAUUUCUAAAACUUAUUAUUUCUGUAAUUUUGUAAGGGUUGUUAUAUAAAAAAUUUAUUUCUCAA
Drosophila albomicans is the source of this 1588-nucleotide messenger RNA. RefSeq lists its product as uncharacterized. The coding region runs from base 116 to 1369 and encodes 417 amino acids. The transcript has 3 exons. Gene Ontology annotation, biological process: intracellular transport. Lineage: Eukaryota; Metazoa; Arthropoda; Insecta; Diptera; Drosophilidae. The record is from RefSeq and is a predicted model, not a curated record.